Messenger RNA from Centruroides sculpturatus (bark scorpion), 910 nucleotides. RefSeq lists its product as uncharacterized. The record is from RefSeq and is a predicted model, not a curated record. The transcript is spliced from 3 exons. The coding region runs from base 39 to 437 and encodes 132 amino acids. Lineage: Eukaryota; Metazoa; Arthropoda; Arachnida; Scorpiones; Buthidae.
UUUCUUUUACGAAUUUGCACAUUCACUGUAUUUUAAUAAUGUCGUAUAAGAUUGAUAUUAUCGUUGUAUUGUUAACUCUGUUGUACGUUAACUUAUUUAAUGGAUGUUCUCUAAAAGACAAAGUAACGAUCAGUAUGUCGGUCAUCUUGUUCGUAAUUUCCAUGAUUGUAAUAGUGGACUACAUUCAUGCAGCAUUCAAUAUAUUCGAAACAAUAAGAUUUCUCGUGUCGAUUAUUUUAGCGACGAUAAUUUUGUGGACUUGGGAAACAUGUAGAUGGUUCAGUGAAAAGGUACUCGGUGUGGAUCGAAGGCAUUGGAACGUACAAUCCGACCUGUAUUUGUUCUUCUUCGAAACUCUCUUAUUUUCUUUCACCUUAAAGUUCACAGAUUUGAACGUCGUGAAGAUUUGGAAAGAGCAGGGUUACAUAACAGAAUAGAACGACGUUGUUUUGUUACAGUAUUGUAAAGAGCGUCUUGUACAAGAUUCAUUAAUCGACCGUCUUCUCGUAUUCUAAAGAUUAAUUUGAAAGAUAUUUUAAUUUCCGUAUUUAUAAACUUUUAAUUGGGUAACAUUUUAUACUGUUGUUAAUGAAUUUUAUGUAUUGUAUGUAUAAUAACUUUUUCUACCUUUUGUGUAAAUUUUGAUCGCAGAUAAAUUUGUAUGUUUGAACAUUGCAAUUAUUAAGUCUUAUUUGAUUUAGAUAAAAAAAACGAGUAUUUAAGUCAGAAAGAUUCCACGUGAAAACGUUUGUCUUGUCCCAUAAAUUCAAUAUUAACUUUGACGGCAUUUCUCUAUCUUCAAACAAAUGUUCUUUUUUGGAUUUAUGCCUGUCUCUAAUGCACAUACUCCAAAUGCCAAUUAUUUGAACCAAGUUCGAAAACAAACGAGUGACUCCAUCUGAUAUUCAAU